CUUUAAGAAAAUAAAAGGUGCAUUUGUCUAAAAUUUGAACUGUUUCAGCCUUGAGUGGCUGGGUUUGCCAGGACUGGGGAAUUUUCCAGAAGAAGGGAACUUCGGCGCUAAAAUCAGGAAGAUUCCUGAGUCCAGUCAGUGGUGUCCGUGGUGUGCUCGGAAUGGUGUGUUUCCAUUCUAGUCCUCACCCUGAAGGCGGCCCGUUCCUGUAACUGGGAGCUCGAACUUCAAAAACACACAGCAUCUGCUAAGUGAGGAUGUAUUCAAAAAGCAGUUUGGCAACCAGCGCCGGGUCACCAAGCCCUACUACCGGAGAAAGACCUACGUGUGCUACCAGCUGAAGCUGCUCCGUGGCCCCAAGAUUGCCAAAGGCUACUUUCGAAACAAGGUGCCAAGCAGGUUCUCCCGGCACAGGGCAGGUGGGGGCUAACCCUGCCCAACGCUAGGGGAAAAGACUGAGGCUCAGCGGGGUCUGAGUCAGCCCAGCUGCCAUCCGGGCCUCGGCACGACAGUCCCCCCAGCAGAGUGCUCCUGCCCGUUUGAGAAGUUGGUGCUCACUGUCCGCCAGACCCCAGCUCAGUGGCUGCUUUGGGGAAGCCGAGUGCGCUCCCCAGCCUGAGCACUAACUCCAGCCGCAGACCUCCAUCACAUUUCUGCUUCGCGCCUGUCUCCCACUCUGCCCCGUCCCUCCUCCCUCCCGCUCUGCCCCGCUCCUUGGGACCCCCAGGUCCAAACAUCUCCAGACAACCUCCUGGGCAAGUGCCCAAAGGCGAGGUCUGCAGAGCAUUCGGGACUGUGCCGUGGGGCAUCUGCGUGCCGACCCAUCUCCUCUGCGUACCGGACUCUGGUCUGAUUCGGACCCAGCUGCAGGUGCUUUGAGGGUGUUGAAUUAACGGAUGAGGAAGUGAGUGAAGGAGUGAAUGACGAAGGAAGGAAGGAGGUUCUUUCUCUGUCCUAGGCAAGUUCACAUACUCCAAGUCCACAGCAGAGCCCCUCAUCCCCAACUCCGCCCUCAGUACAUGACCUCUGGCCUCUGCCCUCUAACCUUCUUUCUCUCUGUCUGGGACCCUCCCCAGAAAAAGCGCCAUGCAGAGAUUCGCUUUAUUGACAAGAUCAACUCACUGGGCCUAGACCAAGACCAGAGCUACGAAAUCACCUGCUAUGUCACGUGGAGCCCCUGCGCCACCUGUGCCUGCAAGCUGAUUAAGUUCACCAGAAAAUUCCCCAACCUGAGCCUGCGGAUCUUCGUCUCCCGCCUCUACUACCACUGGUUCAGGCAGAAUCAGCAGGGGCUGCGACAGCUGUGGGCAUCCAGCAUCCCCGUGGUUGUCAUGGGUUACCAAGAGUUUGCUGACUGCUGGGAAAACUUUGCAGACAACAGGGGAAACCCUUUCCAGAGCUGGGAGAAGCUUACAGAAUACAGUAAAGGCAUAAAGCGACGGCUCCAGAAGAUCCUGGAGCCCUUGAAGCUGAAUGGUUUAGAGGACGCCAUGGGAAAUCUGAAACUUGGGUCGGUUGACCUCGGGUAACAGAAACCGUGGAUAGCGAAACUGCGAUAAGGGGCAAAUACUGUUUAUAUUUUUAUAAUUGAAAAAAUAAA
Messenger RNA from Equus quagga, 1600 nucleotides. RefSeq names its product apolipoprotein B mRNA editing enzyme catalytic subunit 3H (gene APOBEC3H). Bases 921 to 1529 code for a protein of 202 amino acids. Gene Ontology annotation, molecular function: cytidine deaminase activity; zinc ion binding; RNA binding. NCBI's taxonomy places the organism in Eukaryota, Metazoa, Chordata, Mammalia, Perissodactyla, Equidae. The transcript has 4 exons. Gene Ontology annotation, biological process: negative regulation of single stranded viral RNA replication via double stranded DNA intermediate; defense response to virus; cytidine to uridine editing. Gene Ontology annotation, cellular component: P-body; nucleus; cytoplasm. The record is from RefSeq and is a predicted model, not a curated record.